Messenger RNA from Aspergillus tanneri, 849 nucleotides. RefSeq lists its product as uncharacterized. The record is from RefSeq and is a predicted model, not a curated record. The transcript has 2 exons. Lineage: Eukaryota; Fungi; Ascomycota; Eurotiomycetes; Eurotiales; Aspergillaceae. Bases 1 to 849 code for a protein of 282 amino acids.
AUGGCAUCGAAAGUCUGGCUCAUCACCGGCUGUUCCUCCGGAUUUGGCAAAUGCAUCGCAGAAGCUGCCCUGCGGCGGGGCGACGUUGUAGUGGCAACUGCGCGUCAAGUUGCCACUCUCGCUGAUCUCGAGAGCAAGGGUGCUCUAGUCUACGAGCUGGAUGUGACCUGGCAGGACGAAAAGUUGAAUGGCAUUGUGUCUGAUGUGCUGGCAAAGACGCGGCGGAUCGACAUCCUCGUGAACAACGCAGGCUACAUUCUGACUGGGGGAAUUGAGGAGGUCAGUGCGGAGGAAGUCUUCCACCAGUACGACACCAACGUCAUCGGCCAGCUCAACGUCGCCCGUGCCAUUCUUCCUCACAUGCGCCAAAACCACGCUGGGGUCAUCUGCAACAUGGCGUCUAUUGGGAGCUGGCGCGGUGUCGCUGGUGCUGGAAUUUACUGUAGCUCCAAGGCAGCCUGUUCGAUCAACUCGGAGGCUUUGCGUGCUGAAGUCGCCCAUCUGGGGAUCGAGGUGGUGGCAGUAGAGCCUGGCUACUUUCGCACCAACUUCCUGACCGACUCCAAUCGCAAGCGGGCACAGAAACGCAUUUCAGACAUUGCUGGUCCCGUGGAGGCCGCUUUGUCGACUUUAGAUGAAAAGAACCGCAAGCAGCCAGGCAAUCCGGUUGUUGCGGCGGACUUGCUGGUUGAAGCGCUGACGCAGACUGGCCGAUGCGAGGGAAAGACUCUGCCUUCGAGACUAGCUUUGGGUAACGAUGCGGUUUAUCUGAUUCCGUCGAUUUUGGAUCGGGUUCGUGAGGAUAUCUAUGACUGGAAGGAGCUGACUGGGAGCACUGAUUUCGAGUAG